Penicillium verhagenii is the source of this 4719-nucleotide messenger RNA. RefSeq names its product ABC drug exporter AtrF (gene atrF). Lineage: Eukaryota; Fungi; Ascomycota; Eurotiomycetes; Eurotiales; Aspergillaceae. The transcript has a single exon. Gene Ontology annotation, molecular function: ATP binding; ATP hydrolysis activity; ABC-type transporter activity. The coding region runs from base 1 to 4719 and encodes 1572 amino acids. Gene Ontology annotation, cellular component: membrane. Gene Ontology annotation, biological process: transmembrane transport. The record is from RefSeq and is a predicted model, not a curated record.
AUGGAUUCCGACCAUCAAACGCUGGAGGCGCAAAAUCACCACCCGGAGCAAUCGACCUACCAAACGAGCACGGUGACUAGCUCCAGCACCAUGUCUGAAUCCAAUUUUCACAGCACCGAGCAAUCCAACUUGAGCAACGUCAGGGAGUCCGCCAAUGAAUCCUAUCACGAGGAAUCCAACGAAAAUGAAGUCGCCGAGCCAGUUAUCCUGAGCCCAUCAUCCACUCUGUCUUCGCAGGGUACUGCCAAUGGCGGGUGGGGCGAGCAAAAGGGGGAAUCCGUCUCCCGUCGCGGCGCAAUGGAAGAUAUUGAAGACAUGCGCCGGGAAUUGACCCGCCUCAGUCUGCAUCGCACCCGCUCCGCUACUGCCAAGAGCGUGAAGCGCCUCAAGUCCCGUGCCAGCCAGCGCCACGAUGAAGAAAAGCGCAUCGAAGAUGAAGCCGACUCUGAAGAUCACGGCUUCGACCUGGGCGAGUUCCUGAUUGGCGGACAUUUGGAGCGCCGCACUACCGCUGGCGAGCCCGCUAAGAAGGUCGGCGUUGUUUUCAAAAACCUAACUGUGAUGGGUGUGCAGACCGGCGCAUCGUUUGUGCGCACUCUGCCCCAUGCGGUGGUGGGUACAUUCGGUCCCGAUCUUUACAACGUCGUCUGCCGUUUUGUGCCGCAACUGCGCUUCGGCAAGAAGCCUCCGGUUCGCGAGUUGAUUAACGAUUUCAGUGGAUCCGUGCGUGAGGGAGAGAUGAUGCUGGUGCUGGGUCGUCCCGGUGCUGGAUGUACAACUUUCCUCAAAGCGAUUGCCAAUGAUCGCGAGGCUUUCGCUGGUGUGAAUGGCGAGGUCAGAUAUGGUGGUAUGUCUGCCGAGGAUCAGAACCGUCAUUUCCGUGGCGAAGUCAACUACAACCCCGAAGACGAUCAACACUUCCCGUCUCUUACGGUGUGGCAGACCUUGAAGUUCUCACUCAUCAACAAGACUCGCAAGCAUGAUCGCGAUAGCAUUCCAAUUAUCAUCGAUGCGCUGCUGAAGAUGUUCGGUAUCAGUCACACAAAGAACACUUUGGUUGGUAACGAGUAUGUUCGUGGUGUCUCUGGUGGUGAGAGAAAGCGUGUCAGUAUCGCAGAGACUCUAGCAACCAAGUCCACCGUUGUCUGUUGGGAUAACUCGACCCGUGGUCUGGAUGCCAGCACUGCUCUGGACUAUGCCAAAUCGCUCCGUAUCAUGACUGAUGUCAGCAAGCGCACUACCCUCGUUACCCUCUACCAAGCAGGAGAGAGCAUCUACGAGCUCAUGGACAAGGUGAUGGUUAUAGACGAAGGCCGCAUGCUCUACCAGGGCCCUGCCAACAAAGCGCGCCAGUACUUCUUCGAUCUUGGAUUCUACUGCCAGGACCAGGUGACCACUGCCGAUUUCCUGACCUCUGUCUGCGACGUCAAUGCCCGUGAAUUCCAGCCCGGUCGCGAAGCUUCCACCCCCAAGACAGCUGAGGAACUUGAGCGUGUGUUCAAGAGUAGCGAUGCCUACAAGCAGAUUUUGGAUAAUGUCAGCACCUACGAAAAGCAGCUCGAGGAGACCCAGCAAGAGGACACCCGCCGCUUCGAGAGCAGUGUUGCUCAGUCCAAGAGUAAGACUGUCUCCAAGAAGUCUCCUUACACGGUCUCUCUAGCUCGACAGGUCGCUGCCUGCGUCCAGCGCGAGUUCUGGCUCCUGUUUGGUGACAAGACCUCCCUCUACACCAAGUACUUCAUCAUCAUCUCCAACGGUCUCAUUGUCUCAUCUCUGUUCUACGGUGAAGCGAUGGACACCAGCGGCGCCUUCUCGCGCGGCGGUGCCCUCUUCUUCUCUAUUCUGUUCCUUGGUUGGUUGCAAUUGACUGAGCUCAUGCCCGCUGUCAGUGGCAGAGGAAUUGUCGCCCGUCAUAAGGAUUACGCCUUCUAUCGCCCGUCCGCCGUUUCAAUCGCUCGUGUGGUUGUCGAUUUCCCCGCAAUUUUGUGCAUGGUCGUUCCGUUCUGUAUCAUUGUGUACUUCAUGGCUGGUUUGGAUGUGACUGCCUCGCAGUUCUUCAUCUACUUCCUGUUCGUUUACACAACCACUUUCUGUAUUACGUCCAUGUACCGAAUGUUUGCGGCUCUUUCGCCAACGAUUGAUGACGCUGUCCGCUUUGCUGGUAUCGCGCUUAACCUUCUCAUUCUAUACGUGGGUUACGUGAUUCCCAAGCAAACACUCAUAGAUAGCUCAAUCUGGUUCGGAUGGUUGUUCUAUGUGAACCCGAUCUCAUACGCUUAUGAGGCUGUCUUGACCAACGAGUUCUCUGGUCGUACUAUGGAGUGCGCAGCCUCUCAGCUUGUACCUUCUGGAGCUGGAGCCGUCACAGGGCACCAGGGCUGUGCAUUGACUGGUUCAUCUGUUGACCAGACUUCCGUGCCCGGCACCCAAUACCUGACAGCAAACUUUGAGUUCACCCGUUCCCACCUGUGGCGCAACUUUGGUGUUGUCAUCGCCUUCACUGUUCUCUACAUCCUGGUCACCAUUUGGGCCGCUGAGUUCCUCUCCUUUGUGGGUGGUGGCGGCGGUGCCCUGGUCUUCAAGAAGUCUAAGCGCUCUAAGCAAAUUGCUGCUCAGACCACUGCCGGCACCGACGAGGAGAAGGUUGGCAAGGCUAGCGACGAUGCUGCUUUGGCCCGUGGUGAAGCCUCGUCAGGUUCUGAAGAUGGUGCGUUCAACCGAUUGUCCUCCAGUGAGCGGUGCUUCACCUGGUCGGACGUGGAAUACACUGUCCCAUAUGGAAAUGGAACCCGAAAGCUUCUGAACAACGUCAACGGAUACGCUAAGCCUGGUGUCAUGAUCGCUUUGAUGGGUGCCUCCGGUGCUGGAAAGACCACACUGCUGAACACUCUGGCUCAGCGCCAGAAGAUGGGUAUUGUCAAGGGUGACAUGCUUGUUGAUGGUCACCCGCUUGGACCUGAUUUCCAACGUGGCACUGGAUUCUGUGAGCAGAUGGAUUUGCACGACAACACCUCUACCAUUCGCGAAGCAUUCGAGUUCUCGGCCAUUCUGCGUCAAGAUCGGGAAACACCCCGCGAAGAGAAGAUCGAGUAUGUUGACCGGAUCAUCAAUCUUUUGGAAUUGGAAGACAUCGAGGAUGCUAUCAUCGGCUCUUUGAAUGUUGAGCAGAAGAAGCGUGUCACAAUCGGUGUUGAACUUGCCGCGAAGCCCAGUCUUCUUUUGUUCCUGGAUGAGCCCACCUCGGGUCUCGACAGCCAGGCCGCAUACUCCAUUGUUCGUUUCUUGAAGAAGCUCUCCCAGGCCGGCCAAGCCAUUGUCUGCACCAUCCACCAGCCUUCCUCGAUGUUGAUUCAGCAAUUCGAUAUGAUCCUCGCCCUCAACCCUGGUGGCAACACCUUCUACUUCGGACCCGUCGGAAAGGAGGGUGCCUCAGUCGUCAAAUACUUCGCCGACCGCGGAUUUGUCUGCCCCCCGUCCAAGAAUGUCGCCGAGUUCAUCCUCGAGACCGCAGCCAAGGCCACCGAGCGAAACGGCAAACAAAUCGACUGGAACGAAGAAUGGCGCAACUCAGAGGAAAACCGCGAGGUUCUCACCGAGAUCCAGCGCAUCCGAACAGAGCGCAGCAAGAUCCCCGUCAACGAGUCCGGCAGCACGCACUACGAGUUCGCCGCCCCAACCAUCGUCCAAACCGAGCUCCUAAUCAAGCGUCUCUUCAUCAACUACUGGCGCGACCCAUCCUACUACUACGGCAAACUCUUCGUCAGCGUCAUCAUCGGAAUCUUCAACGGCUUCACCUUCUGGAUGCUCCCCAACACAGUAGCAAGCAUGCAAGACCGCAUGUUCUCCACCUUCCUCAUCAUCCUUAUCCCCCCAAUCGUCAUGAACUCCGUCGUCCCCAAGUUCUACAUCAACCGCGCCCUCUGGGAAGCCCGCGAAUACCCAUCCCGCAUCUACGGCUGGGUCGCCUUCUGCACCGCCAACAUCGUCUGCGAGAUCCCCGCCGCCAUCGUCACAGGCCUCGUCUACUGGGUCCUCUGGUACUACCCCGUCGGCCUACCCACCGACUCCUCAAGCGCAGGCUACGUCUUCCUCAUGUCGAUGCUCUUCUUCCUCUUCCAAGCCUCCUGGGGCCAAUGGAUCUGCGCCUUCGCCCCAUCCUUCACCGUGAUCUCCAACGUCCUCCCCUUCUUCUUCGUAAUGGUCAACCUGUUCAACGGAAUCGUCCGCCCCUACGCAGACUACCCCGUCUUCUGGAAAUACUGGAUGUACUACGUCAACCCGGUAACCUGGUGGCUGCGCGGCGUCCUCUCCGCCGUCCUGCCCUCCGUCACAAUCCAGUGCGCAGAAGGCGAAACAACAAAGUUCACCCCGCCGUCCGGCAUGACAUGCGGCGAGUACGCAGGCGACUACGUGAAGAACAUCGCCGGCAUCGGCUACCUGGUCGACUCGUCCUCGACCUCCGAGUGCCAGUACUGCCCGUACAGCAGCGGAGCGGAGUACAUGGCCGAGCUGAACGUGCACGCGGACGACAAGUGGCGGUGCUUCGGAAUCUUCCUGGCUUUCGUCAUCAUCAACUGGUUCCUGGUCUACUUCUUUAUCUACUCUGUUCGUGUGCGGGGCUGGAGCUUUGGAUUCGGCUAUGUCUUCGGUCUGGGUGGGAUGCUGGUUGAGGGCGUGAAGCGCGUGUUCCAGCCGAAGAAGAAGGAGAUUCAGCAGUGA